UGAGCGAUGAGGGAGGGACCUUUUGGUAAAUGGUAUGAUUUCCAAUACUGUCCAAACAAUCUUGUGAUUGUUGGAUUCCGUUUGAAGUCUGAGCGGCAGAGUAAUGCGGUUGAUGACGCUGGUGCACUCAAUAUUGCUGUGUUCUGCGGAACUCCAAACCACCGUGGCCACAUUGUCACUCUGGAAGGAGAAGUCAACAUUAAAAGUGGAAAGUGGACAGCUGACCAAUUCUGCCCGUCAAACUUUGCCGUUUGCGGAAUCCGAACUCAAAUCGAGAAAGACCAGGAAGAAGGAGAUGAUACUGGAUUAAACAAUGUUCAGAUGAACUGCUGCCCUGUCGAUUAG
This is a messenger RNA of Caenorhabditis elegans, 345 nucleotides long. It is a transcript of the gene F46F5.13, whose product is annotated as Vitelline membrane outer layer protein 1 homolog. The transcript is spliced from 2 exons. The coding region runs from base 7 to 345 and encodes 112 amino acids. NCBI's taxonomy places the organism in Eukaryota, Metazoa, Nematoda, Chromadorea, Rhabditida, Rhabditidae. The record is from RefSeq and is marked reviewed.